UUUGAGACUGUUUCCUUCUUCACUAUGCGGCUGACUUAACCUCGGCGCCGUGAAUGAUUCGGACGCUAGCGGAAAAGGCGUUAAUCAGACAGCGAGAUGUUUUUCCUGACGCGAAACCCUUAAUCUCCUUUCCAGUGCCCUUCUACCAAACAACACCUCUUCAACAAAUCGACACCCAUGGAACUGCGCUUCCAACCCGCAGCUUGACCACCUUCAUCGUACAGCAAGCUCUCUCGACAGGGAAAUCACCGCCUUCUUCUCUCCGCAUCUCUCACCGCCAGCCCCCUCAACCGACUCACACGAUGGCAGAGGAGCCAUCGUCUCCUUCCCCUCCGCUUGAGCGAGGCUCUUCACCGGAGCCCUGGGUUUCCCCAUCUCUAGCCCUGAACGCUAUCCCCCAGCUCGAUAGGUCCGUCUCAACAGCCUCCUCUGUGUCCUCUAUCUCCGGCCGGUCAGCAAGCUCGCGGCUCUCGGACAGCGGUGUUCCGGGGAGGAGGAGAGGCUAUAUUAGGCCGGAAGGGACGCAGUUCUCGAAAUCGGCAAGAAGUCGGGAGAGUGUAAUGAACCUUGGGACCAUCGCACAUCUCCAAUACUAUUUCGCCAGGACCGGCCUGCUAGAUACCGCCACCGGACGCGUUGCAAAAGCAAGAAAGAAUGGAUCGAGGACCGCAAGCGGCUCGUCCCGUCCAGGCUCGGGGAUCGAGGGCGACAUGUCUCUUCUCUCCAUUUCCUCAUCCGACAAUGUCGCUGCCGACAACGACCACCUGGGAGAGGGCCUGGUCGAGUCGCCGUUAGACGAAACCGCUUCCAUGAACUGGGAAGACAACGAGCCCGUCAUGCUUCCUCCUACUGUUAGCACCUACAAGACAACACCUGUCUACGUUCCACCCCCGCCCGAUAUGACCAUCCUCCGCCGUGAAUUACGUGAAAAUUUAGAAGAAGCCAUGAAACACUUGCACGUGCUGGAGCAGGGCUUCGCUAGUACGGAGUCGAAUGGCGAUAACGCGGACGGCACGAAAAAUUGUGUUAUAGUACAGCAGUCGUCAGACAACCAAGGGUGGUAUGAGAUUCAGGGAUUGAAUCUACUCGACGUCGUGACAUUAGCAAUCAGAGCUGCGAAGAACUAUUAUACGGCACACGAGAAUACCCAACGCUUAUAUACUAUCAAAUCGGAACGGGAGAUCCGGGCAGAGCUGUAUCAAGUAUUAGAUGUUCUGAAACGUCUGGCUGCACGCAAUUUUGCAGGUGGCGUCCAGCCAUAUGAAGUCUCGAGCAUCCAAACCUGGGUGCUCUGCAUCGGUAAACUGUUAAAUACAGAAGAAGAGAAAGAACGGCUCGAACAGGAGGAGAGAGACAGCUGGAGCUGGCGAGAAGGUGAUUGGGCUGGCAAAGAGAGGGAAAGGGAGUGGAUGUUCCUCAAGUCAUUCGACCCAAAUCCAGAACCACUCCCUUCGUGGACGGGCCCUUCCGAUGGCCAGGUCCCCACCCCAUUUCUAGAGGCGUUACAGAAUGGGCUUCGUCUGGUUCACCUUCACAAUGCACUCGUCAAAAAGUCACGACGCCAGUUUGAAGAGAUCAAGCAGUAUCAUACCGACACUGCAAAGCCAUAUCGCUGUGCUGAGAACCUGCGAUACUGGGCUAAGGCAGCAGAGCUUCGAUGGGAUGUCAAGCUCGACGUGGAUGUCAUGGGUGUCGUGCACGGCCACAACGAGGCGGCUUGGAAGAAAUUCGAUGCUGCUCUGCUGAAAUGGUGCCAGGGCGUCCGCGAGGAGAUCAUCCGAGAAUGGAAGGAGCACAAGAACCAGGUCAAGACGCCGACACUGCAGAUUGAUCCCAACUACGAGGCAGAAUGAAGAGGGUGUCCUGCAGGAAGCGCGGGAAGGGCACGGAUGUGGUGUUUUCUUUCUCUGUUCAUGUUCAACCCUACUGCCCUAAUAAUUUGCUGACGAUGCAUCCGAACUGUUCACGAAAGCCCUUCCACUGUCACUGCACAAACCAACGCCCCACUUUGCCUCAUUUCAUUUGUCGGCAGCGCCGUGGAAGGUCGCGAGCGCGCUUGUUUCAAGAUUUUCUAGAUACCCCCAGACCAGCAAGUUGAAUUUGCAUAUCCACCUGCAGAAAGUUAGGUAGCUCUACACUCAUCAAGC
Messenger RNA from Lindgomyces ingoldianus, 2147 nucleotides. RefSeq lists its product as uncharacterized. The coding region runs from base 54 to 1853 and encodes 599 amino acids. The transcript has a single exon. NCBI's taxonomy places the organism in Eukaryota, Fungi, Ascomycota, Dothideomycetes, Pleosporales, Lindgomycetaceae. The record is from RefSeq and is a predicted model, not a curated record.